UGCUUCCCGACCCUCACUGCCAGCUGGACCUUGCCUCUCGCUUCGCAUCGUCCACCUCUCACACCUCACUCCCGGCCUUCUCCCGGCCUUCACGACCUGGCGACGUCCACUCCAGCACUCCUGCGCACCUCCGCCUCCACUCUCUCUCACUUCGUGCAGCAUGCUCUUGCGGCCGCUGUCUCUGCUGCUCGGCGCAGCAGCAGCGCUUGUCGGCAGCGCGUCAGCGAUCAGCCUGCCGCUGGCUUCGCGCGAUGACUGCGGCAGAUACACAAUCAUCUCCACACGAGGCACAGGCGAGAUUCAGGGCCCGUCGAUCGCGUUCGAGACAAUGAUCCGCUCUACGCUCGCUAACGUGACGGGCGGCAAGGAGUACGACACGGUCUACCCGGCAGAUGUCGACCAGGACAGCGCAAGCGGCACGCAGGAUAUCAUCAACAAGAUCAACUCGACGCUCGCCGCUUGCCCCGACCACCGCUUUGCCAUCCUGGGCUAUUCGCAAGGCGCCGGCGCAGUCACAGCCGCGCUCCCCUCGCUGACAGGCGCAGCGAUGGAGGCCGUGCGCGUCGUCGUGCUGGUGGGCAAUCCGCGGCACAACAAGGGCCUGAAGAGCAACUACGACACGAACGGCGGCAACAGCACGGCGCAGGGCUUUGGCCUGCAGAGCUACCUGCCGGCCAUUCCCGCCGACUGGGACGCCUCGGGACGCGUGUUCGACAUCUGUGCCUUUGGCGAUGGCGUGUGCGACAUCACCUCAGGCAUCGGCAUCGGACCAGCCCACUUCCUCUACACCACCGCCGCCUGGGUGCAGGACCACUCUGCACAGCAGAUGACGGCUGCCUUCUCCGCACCACCGCCGUCGACCUCUGGCUCUGGCUCGGGCUCUGGUUCUGGCUCUGGCUCCAGCGCUCCCGACGGCGCCGCUGUGCGUGCGCCGCCGCGAGUUCUCGCACUGGCAGCCGGCCUGCUCAGUGCCGCGGCGCUCCUCGCCGCGCUCUAGCUUGUGCCACGAGCGCCUGCAGCAGAGGUCGUCCAGCUAACACGAGCUGCGGCGUGCUCUUCUCUCCUGCUAGAAAUGCCAUCCUACCCGAGGGCCGCGCACGGCGCGAAGCCGCGAGUAUCGCGCACGCGCUUUCCGCCAGCGACGAUGCGUGGUGCUUGUUGACUUCAUCUGAUUCGUUCUUCUGGUGCAGAGUUCUCGUCGUGACGUCGCGGAACGGAAGGACGGGAGCGGGCCUUUGCAAGUGCUGAGGUGCUGUGGAAGGAUAGAGCGCAUGGGCG
Tilletiopsis washingtonensis is the source of this 1278-nucleotide messenger RNA. Its product is annotated as alpha/beta-hydrolase. Bases 161 to 997 code for a protein of 278 amino acids. Gene Ontology annotation, molecular function: hydrolase activity. NCBI's taxonomy places the organism in Eukaryota, Fungi, Basidiomycota, Exobasidiomycetes, Entylomatales. The record is from RefSeq and is a predicted model, not a curated record. The transcript is spliced from 8 exons.